GGGCGCGGCAUUCGAGCGAAGGACACCGCCAUCUUUGCGGUCGGUGGCAGUCGGUGGCCACGCGAAAAUGGCAGCCCGCAUUGGACAAACAAUGACAACGUUGGAGCACCAAUAGACACAAAGCUGCAGAGCUGGGAAAGCCUUUGAAAGGCGCCUCUGAACGCUGUCCAACGUUUCUCGUUGUUGGCUGCAAUGGAAACUGGUGGCCCACGGCUACGUUGAUGGAAUUAUGUCAUGGCCCAGCAUUGUCAGGAACAACUUGGCCACCAGGCGAUUCCUACAUGAAGAAUUCCCUGAGCACACCUUCUGAGAAUGGACAGGUCAGGAGGCGGCACGGCCAGCAGCGCCGCUAGGGCGAAGGCCGUAGCGCGCCCCUCCUGGUGGGACUUGUACGAAGUGGUGGGGAAGAUUGGAGAAGGGACCUACGGCCUCGUCUAUCUGGUGCGAGUCAAAGACAAAGCGCAGGGCUACAAGCUGGCAAUUAAGAAGUUCAAGCCGUCCAAGGAUGGGGACGGGGUAUCCCCGACCGCUAUACGAGAGAUCAUGCUCCUGCGAGAAUGCUGCCACGAGAACAUUGUCAAGCUGGUAAAUGUUCACAUCAACCACGCGGACGCGUCACUCUACCUGGCGUUUGACUAUGCCGAGUACGACCUCUAUGAGAUCAUCCGCUUCCACCGUGAGAAGCUCCAGUAUGCCAUCAGUCCGUACACAGUCAAGUCCCUCAUGUGGCAGAUCCUCAAUGGGCUCCACUAUCUGCACAGCAAUUGGAUCAUCCACCGGGACCUUAAGCCGUCCAACAUUCUGGUGAUGCGGGAGGGGGACGAGGCGGGCGUCGUGAAGCUGGGCGACUUUGGCCUGGCGCGCAUCUACCAGGCGCCGCUCAAGCCGCUCUCAGACAACGGGGUGGUGGUGACGGUAUGGUACCGCUCGCCGGAUUUGCUGCUGGGCGCGAAGCACUACACGCCGGCGGUGGACGUGUGGGCGGUGGGGUGCAUCUUUGCGGAGCUGCUGACGCUCAAGCCGCUCUUCCAGGGGGUCGAGGACAAGGGCAUGCACAACCCGUUCCAGAUCGACCAGAUCGACAAGAUCUUCAAGGUCCUAGGUCCCCCGUCUGUUGACACGUGGCCGGGCCUGGCGCACCUCCCGUACUGGCAGCAUAAUCGGCAGUCCAUCCAGAACAAGAAGUAUGACCACCCGCUUCUGCCGAGCAUGACGGCGCACUUCGCAAAGACCGCCGCUUACGACCUGCUGACGAAGAUGUUCGAGUACGACCCCGCCAAGAGGCUGACCGCCGAGCAGGCCCUUAAGCACGAGUACUUCCGUCAGGAGCCGCUUCCCGGAAAGAACUCGUUCGUGAGCGGCUACCCCGGAGAAAAGGUCGUGGUGUACCCGUCUCGCCCGGUGGACACGUCGCUCGACAUGGGCAGCAACGAGCCGACGCCCGUGGGCAACACCGCGAACCCCGCCAGCGGCCAGCAGAGAAGGUUUCAGCAGCAAGGGGGGGACCAGUCCGGCUCGGGACAGGGGGGGACGACGACCGGGAGCAGACUCGGCCCGGGCGGGAGUGGACGGCGGUCUGACGGCCGCUCCCAAGGGCAGGGCCCGAGCAAGAUGCAGAGGAGAUAGGCCUGCGGACCCUGGCGAGACGCCCCUUUCCCCAACGGACAGUCCCUCUCAUCCCGAUUGUGCACGGGAUGGAGCUGCCGGGUGCACGGACCAGCGUGCACGAAAACUUCUCUGCACGAAUGCCACGUGGCAGAGCUCGGCAAUUGUGACAGAUGCGAUCUUCGUCGGGACGGACACGCUGCAAACGGACAGAACAGCGCACAGCAUAAGCCCGAAGAUUGCUGACGGCACGAUACGCCCCGGGGUUGCGCACCGUGAGCGGUUUGGCACCUGUCCCUGUGUUGGUCACAUGAGUCAUCCCUUCUUUAAAGAUGUGGCCAAGAGGCUCAAAAGCGAAGCGGACAGUCGGUCGAGAUGUUUGUAACUUCUUGCCUGUCGAAAGUAGCUCACCAACGGGACAGUAGGUGCAAACAGCGGAAUCAGGCUCGACGCGACAUCUAGGCCUGCGGGUAACUGCCUUAGAGUAGGCAAGCAAGAGGCCGCUCUUCCAAUUCAUGCCUGGUCCUUUACACUUGCUGUAACACGUGGAUACAAUCAGGAACAACGAGGUUCUUGAGCGCGGCCCUCUAAACUGGGUGGCCAAGCCUUGGCGGUUGAAACAUAUGCAGGGUUGUGGAUUCAAGACUCGGAAACCAUCAUAACAUGUGUCGAAGCAAGAGUGUCUUAGCACAAUAAGAGGCUACAUAUCAGGCGACUGCAAAUAGCGCGCUGGCAUUGGAUUCCACUUAUCUAUUUAGAAGGACAUGUUCGUCGUCAUUUGAAGCUUUUAGAACUGUAAAAUAAAACGGAGCUAUAUAUUGAGUCCGGUCAUCAAUGCAGAACAUGUCGGGAC
Messenger RNA from Klebsormidium nitens, 2458 nucleotides. The record is from the annotation of a GenBank genome assembly. Lineage: Eukaryota; Viridiplantae; Streptophyta; Klebsormidiophyceae; Klebsormidiales; Klebsormidiaceae.